ACCAGUUUUUCAGUAGAUUUUCGUUUAGUGAGACGUGUUUUUAUAGAGAUAUUUCUUCGUUUCUUUUUGGAUUUUACAAAAAUGUUACUUUGGUUUUUAUAAGUGUUUUUAAAAAUAAUAAAAGCAGAUAAAAAAAAUUAUGUACGCCUACGUUUAUAACUGAAUUAUGUGUAAAAAUCAAAUUACUAUUAUUGAUGAAUUAGCUAAGAAAAAAAGUGUAAAUAUUUAUUAGACAAAAACAACUACAAUUCAUAGAAUAUUAAUGAAUAAAUACAAAAAAGGGCACGCUUUAUUAAAAAAAAAAAUAAUAAAAUUUCUGUAAAAUAACACAAAAAGGUAAAAUAUUAAAAUAGAAAAUCAUUAAGUGACACCUGACAACAACAAAUAAAUAACAAGAAAAUGUGAAAAACUAAAAUGAAAUAUACAUAAUUAUCCCUUUUGGAAAAGUGUUUUUUACAUGAAUAUUAAUAAAAAAAAAAAAAACGGAAGAAAUUCAAAAUCAUAAGAAAUUUGCCAUAAAAACAAGUGAUUAAAUUGGAAUGAAUGUUUAAAGGAAAAACAAGAAAAAUAAAAGAAACCUACAUACACUACAAACACAGGCAGACGUAUGUAAUGUGAAACGUUAAUUAAUCUUUGUGAUUUUUAUAAAGAAAAUGUGAAUUGAAACAACAAAAAUCGGGGCUGAAAUUAAAAUUUUAUGUGUCUUUUUUUUCAUUAUUUUGUUUUUAUUACUUUAUUCCUUGUAUUUUAUGAGUGUAUUUUUCCUAUUUUUUUAUGUGAAUGUGUGUGGAUUUAAUUGCAAUGUUGCCAACUUUCUAUAUGGAAUAAAUUACUGCAAAACGCUGUAUUAAAAGCGUUAAAAAAGAAAGGAUUAUAUGCAAAGUUUUGGAAAUUAGUAGAAACAUUAUAUUUAUUUAAAAAUAUGUGGAAAAAUAAAACUCACAUAAAUGAAAUUGCCUGCUAAUAAAAAACGAAUAAAAUUUAAUCAAAAAUAGUGUGAAAGUGUCAUAAAAAAAUAAAUGUACAAUUUGGCAACUCUAAUUGUUGUGAAUGAAACAGUGGUGCCAGCAACGGAAUAAAACGCACAAAAUUUCUUGUGGAAAAAACAGGAUCAUAUACAAAAUAUAAAUCUCUUUUCAACAUCCUUAAAUACAACACAAUUUCAUUGUGGUUGUUAUUGCGAUCAUGCAUCGUUCAUUGAAACCACACGCACAAGCUAAAAAGAUAACAAAAGUCGCACCACCAGCAUUACCAGGCGAUCCAGUACCACAGCAGCAAACGUCACAGUCAGCAUAUCAACAACAGAUACCACUAUAUCGUUUGGGUGGUAGUAUAUCGGGUGCAGCUGGUAAAGUACAGCUGGAGGAUGGUAUUAUAAUGAGUAGUAUGGUAUCGUCACCAUCGCUCGAGGAGGGCGGCUUCAAUUUGCCACGUGAACCUACAGUAGCAUUAAGAAUUAAAGAUGAAAUAAACGAAUAUUCAUCAGCCAUGUCAACCUCAGGCUCAUCACAAACCUCGGCCACGGCUACGGCCGCCUCUAAGAACGCACAAGCCACUGCAGCAGCUGCCGCAGGAAAUCCUUUGCUGGGCUCUUGUCCACCCUCUUUAGUGCCAUGUCCCCCGCCAGUCUUUUGUGCCACUUUACGUGAACCUCUAACACAUAAAGCGGCUGUCUAUUACCACCAGCAGCUGGCUCUGCAAGAGGAUCAAGGCAUCGAUCUAACACAAUCACCGGGUCGUGAUUCACCCGGUUCCUCCUCUGGUUCAGCUGGUUCUGGAUCACGUCAUUCAACCGCUAGUUUAGAUUCAGGUCGUGCUUCAUCAUAUCUAACCGGUGUCUCGGGAGCCGGUUCCAUACGCAGUAGUGGCGGUGGUGGUGCUCUCUCUUCGCCCCGUUGCAGUUCAUUAAGUUCAUGUUCGAUUGGUUCGAUGGAUCGUCAACGUAAUGAGGAAUUAAUCAUUGAUUGGCUAAUGGAAAUGAAAUAUGAAGAAUAUGCUCAAUUGUUUAUAACAGCUGGCUAUGAUUUACCCACAAUUGCUCGUAUGACACCGGAGGACUUAACAGCGAUUGGUAUUAAGAAUCCACAUCAUAGAGAGAGAAUUAAGCAGCGUAUUGAUAAGUUGCAAGUUUUGGAUAAUCUACCACAUUUUGUGCCGGGUUCCAUUGAAGAAUGGCUACAACUUUUACGUUUGGAGGAGUACAUACAACCUUUAUUGGAUCAAAAUUAUAAAACAGUACGCGAUGUUACCCAAGUAACUUGGGAAGAUCUCGAAGAUAUUGGUAUUGUUAAGUUGGGACAUCAAAAGAAAAUUCUGCUGGCCAUAAAACGUGUCAAAGACAUUAUUAGCGGAAAAUGGAAUCCCGGUGGUUCAAAUCCCUACAAUCAACAGGUACGUCAACCUCGAGGCAAAAGUUUGGAAUCAUUAGAGGAUAUCCAUGAUAACAGCACACGCAGCCAUUUGACUUUUAGUCAUUAUACCACAACAGAUUAUGGUCAUUUUGCCCAUCCCUCACAAUUGCAACAGCAUCAACAGGCCUUGCAGCAACAGCAGCAUCUACAACAGGCCGCUCUAAUGGCCGGUGGUGCCGGUAAUUUGCCCCCAGGUGCGGCACAACGUAUGUUAAGCAAUCCCGCCACUAUGAACUGGCGUCGUUCUUACGAUGAUGGUGAUAUAACACCCACCAAUGAUGCUGCCGCCCGUGAACUCAUGUAUGAGGAAGGCGGUGGCACUUUGCCACGCCAACAGCGUGGCAUCUUGCAAAGGGCUGUUUUAAACACCAUGCCACCUUUGGAGCAUCAUCAUUAUAUGAAUGCUGCCGCCGCUGCAGAAUAUGUCUGUCAUGCUGGUGGUUUAGGUCCUCCUACUACAGCUAAUGUGCCACCUGGUGCUAAUGCUGGCGUAUCCUCAAAUGUAGGUGCUGGCAAUGUUUUAGAUAGUUCCAGUUUAACUAAUCCCUAUUUAACUGGUAGCCCUAUGACGGCGAAAAAAAUUGCUCCCGAACCACCGCGACGCCAUUGCAGUAUACGUAAUUCACGAACUUUAAGUCAGGAUGGUUCGCAAAUGAAUCCUUCUUCGGUUGCUGCUCAUGGUAUGGGUUCCAAUAUGUAUUAUGGUGCUGGUGGGGGUAUGGGUCCGGGUGUUGGUCCUUCAAUGCACCCACAUGCUGCUUAUUUGCAACAACAAGCUUCCCAACCCAUCUAUGCCAACUAUGCCACCAUACAGCAAACCACCGCCGAAAUUCAUUGUGAGAAAUUUCAUGACAAUAAGUCCAAUUCCAGCAUUGAUUCGAUUGAUACCAUACCAUUUGCCAAUGAAAAUACCGGUACGAUCAAACAACGUUUACUUAAUCGCCAAGAAUUAACCGGUGGAGGUGGUGGUGCCACUGGAUCUCAAGGUACAACCGGCAGCAGCCAUUUACAUUCCUCCUCUUCCUCAUCGUCCUCAUCAUCGACAAACACUAUAGCCAAUAUUGCCCAUUCAUUUCAUUCCCUUAAAUCAUCCUCCUCACUACAUGAUGCCUCCCUAAUACGUAGUGAAAGUAUUGGUUCAACCGCUAGUGGUGGUAGUGCUGGUUUAUCUUUACUAAGAUCACCUACUUUACAAUAUCCUCCCGUUAAUGCUGACAGUGCCCCGUCAUUGGCUGGUCUAGGUACUGAUGAUAAUUCUGCCGCCGCCAUUGUCGCCUCCGUCGAUUCUAAUCCUAUUGAAACAAGUGCCAUAACGUCUAACACGGCGGCCGCUGGUGUUAAUGUGGUGGGUGCCGUAGCUGCUGGUGCCGGUCAAAAGGUUUCGGUAAAUGUGCUCAAUGAUAUUGGUAAUAUGUUGGCAAAUCUCACCGAUGAAUUAGAUGCCAUGUUAGAGGAAGAGAAACGAGUAGGUUUAAAUAUAGACAGUGAAUAAAUGGACCGUAAGUAGUUGUUUAGUAAAACAGUUCUUUUUUUUAAGCUAAAUGUAAGGGAAACAUAUGAUAACAAGUGAGAAUCAAAAUGUAUGAAAUCAUUGCAACAAAACAGGUGCUACACUAAAAAAAACCCACUCUAUAAACUAACUUCCUCUCUAUCUUUCUGUCACUCUCUUUCUCUCUAACAAAACUUUCUUUAGGCAACUUGUUUAAGAAAAUAAACCGAACCGAAAUAUAUAUUAAACAAAAAAAAAAAACAAUGAGGAAUAUUAGUAAAUAACUUAUUAACUUUAAUACUAACAGUACAUAAGUAUAUACAUAUGUAUGUAGAUUAUAUAUAUAAAUAUAUAUAGUUUAGUUAUUGUAAUAAUGUAAGUGUGGUUAGCCCUAUAUA
This is a messenger RNA of Lucilia sericata (common green bottle fly), 4298 nucleotides long. RefSeq names its product caskin-1 (gene ckn). Bases 1186 to 3903 code for a protein of 905 amino acids. The transcript is spliced from 9 exons. Gene Ontology annotation, cellular component: axon; focal adhesion. Gene Ontology annotation, molecular function: protein phosphatase binding; signaling adaptor activity. Lineage: Eukaryota; Metazoa; Arthropoda; Insecta; Diptera; Calliphoridae. Gene Ontology annotation, biological process: axonogenesis; cell surface receptor protein tyrosine phosphatase signaling pathway. The record is from RefSeq and is a predicted model, not a curated record.